Dendrobium catenatum is the source of this 1931-nucleotide messenger RNA. RefSeq names its product shaggy-related protein kinase alpha. Gene Ontology annotation, cellular component: cytoplasm. The record is from RefSeq and is a predicted model, not a curated record. Lineage: Eukaryota; Viridiplantae; Streptophyta; Magnoliopsida; Asparagales; Orchidaceae. Bases 407 to 1636 code for a protein of 409 amino acids. The transcript is spliced from 12 exons. Gene Ontology annotation, molecular function: protein serine/threonine kinase activity; ATP binding. Gene Ontology annotation, biological process: signal transduction; protein phosphorylation.
CACAGGAAAGGGGGUGUGUGGGCGCAGAUGGCAUGAGCAAUGAAUAGCAAGAGACGUUUGAACGGUCAAAAGAGGGAGCAAUGAUAGAAGUUCAGGACGGGAAGCCUACAGAGUAUUCUUUCUUCGCCUUCUUUGACUGUCACCGACCCCGAGAGAGAAAGGAAAAGACCGCGUGGUGUAGUUUUGGAUCCAACGCUCAUCGGGUUCUUUUGGAGGAGAAGCCCUGAAGCUGCGAGGAGGAAUCCUAAUCUGGACUGGGAUUGAGAUCUGGAUCUCGUUGUGGUAUAGAAUUUUUGCGGUUCAAGUCGAAGCAGAAGCCUGAAUUUGUACAUACGAAGGCUUCUAAUUGGAAAAGGACUGUGCAAUCCAUUGAAGUUCGUUUCUCAUAAGUAACUUUUUAUCAAGGAUGGCUUCUGUUAGUAUGGCGCCAUCAUCAGGAAUGAAAAAUACCGGUGGUAAUACUUUUGGCAUGGAUAAAUUGCCUGAAGAGAUAAAUGACUUGAGGAUAAGGGAUGAUAAGGAAGUUGAAGCAACCAUCGUUGAUGGAAAUGGUACUGAAACGGGACAUAUAAUUGUGACAACUAUUGGUGGUAGGAAUGGCCAGCCAAAGCAGACUAUAAGCUAUAUGGCUGAGCGUGUUGUGGGGAAUGGAUCCUUUGGAAUAGUUUUUCAGGCAAAAUGCUUGGAGACUGGUGAAACAGUUGCAAUAAAGAAGGUUCUUCAGGACAAAAGAUAUAAGAACCGUGAGCUGCAAACCAUGCGUCUUCUUGACCAUCCAAAUGUGGUCUGUCUGAAGCACUGCUUCUUUUCAACUACCGAGAAGGAUGAACUAUAUCUUAACCUUGUACUUGAGUAUGUGCCAGAGACGGUUCAUCGAGUAAUCAAGCACUAUAACAAGAUGAACCAAAGAAUGCCGCUAAUAUAUGUGAAGCUUUAUACAUACCAGAUCUGUAGAGCAUUAGCUUAUAUCCAUGGCAGUAUAGGGGUUUGCCAUAGAGACAUCAAGCCACAAAAUCUUUUGGUUAAUCCACAUACACAUCAACUAAAAUUAUGUGAUUUCGGAAGUGCAAAAGUCCUGGUGAAAGGAGAGCCGAAUAUAUCUUAUAUAUGCUCCAGAUAUUACAGAGCUCCUGAGCUGAUAUUUGGUGCAACUGAGUACACCUCAGCAAUUGACAUCUGGUCUGCUGGCUGCGUUCUUGCUGAGCUUCUAUUAGGGCAGCCUCUCUUCCCUGGAGAGAGUGGAGUAGACCAACUAGUUGAAAUAAUAAAGAUUCUAGGCACCCCAACUAGAGAAGAAAUCAAAUGCAUGAAUCCAAAUUAUACUGAAUUCAAGUUUCCUCAGAUCAAAGCUCAUCCGUGGCAUAAAAUUUUCUACAAAAGAAUGCCACCUGAAGCUGUAGAUCUUGUUUCUAGGCUUCUCCAGUACUCCCCAAACCUUCGCUGCACGGCGUUUGAAGCAUUAAUCCACCCUUUCUUUGAUGAGCUUCGAGAUCCAAACACCCGCUUACCAAAUGGAAGGUUCCUUCCACCUCUCUUUAAUUUUAAGCCUCAUGAGUUGAAGGGAGUUCCCGUGGAGAUGCUACUGAAACUCAUUCCGGAACACGCCAGAAAGCAGUGUCCUUUCCUAGGUCUGUAAUGUGUUGGAAAGAUCAUCAAAACUAUCCUGCUCGACUAAAAGAUUUCAGAAAGAAUGACAAGUCUGCGGCAUUAGCUGGCCAUGUGAACUUUUCUCUUGAAUUUUUUUUUUAUUUGAAGCUUUCCAUAGCCCUCGGUGCCUAUUGUAAAGCAGAUUUAGAAGGUAUGCGGACCUUCAAAAAUCUUUGAUGACUUUUCUAACUCCUGCUUUCCUUCUCUAUCUAUUCUGCAACAAAUUUGUAGUAUUAAUACGAAGAGAUUAUUUUUAUUGAGUUUCUUUUGUCUUUGUUUGAACA